AUGCCACCCUUCGCAUUCUCCAACUCAACUCCACCGACCUACACUCCCCAACGGCUUGACCAGUCCGUCCAAUUCCUCCGUCCCCGCCAUCAAGUGCACCACCAUUCCAGUUACCACACAAACCCAUACCCUCAUCACCACUACUCCACCACAAUAGCCCAACUCCCGCCAUCACCCCAAGCCCUCGGCAUCUUUAACAACUACAUAGCCCACCAAUCUGAAUCGCUGGUGCUAAAGGAGCGCGUCCUCUCCCUCUCCGGCGACAGCUUUAGUAUCAAAACCCUCGAUGGCCGCGAGAUCCUCCAGGUCAAGGGCGAAGCGUUCAGUCUGAGCGGGCGGAAGAUGGUCAUGGACAUGCAGGGCAAUCACAUCUUCACGAUCCGGAAGGAACAUUUCAGUUUCCCAAAGGCGUACUAUGCGGAGGAUGCGCAAGGGAAGAGGUUUUUUGAGUUGGAAGGAAAAUUCAGUCUUGGCUCAUCCAAAUCGGUCGCGCGGUUCAUCAAUUCCUUCACCAAUCAGCAGGAAGAGUUGAUGAUGAAGGGCAAUUUCUUCGAUACGCAUGCAGACAUCACGAAUGUCAAGACGGGCCAGCCCGUCGCGAGGAUUGAUCGCAAGAUGCUAAAUGCCAAGGAGCUAUUCACCGGUCAGCAGACUUAUGUGGUUACGGUGGCGCAGGGUGUGGAUAUGGCACUCAUCGCUGCAAUGUGUAUUUGUCUGGAUGAGAAGAAGAAUGACAACAAGUACUAG
This is a messenger RNA of Endocarpon pusillum Z07020, 747 nucleotides long. RefSeq lists its product as uncharacterized. The coding region runs from base 1 to 747 and encodes 248 amino acids. The record is from RefSeq and is a predicted model, not a curated record. NCBI's taxonomy places the organism in Eukaryota, Fungi, Ascomycota, Eurotiomycetes, Verrucariales, Verrucariaceae. The transcript is spliced from 2 exons.